Equus caballus (horse) is the source of this 3184-nucleotide messenger RNA. The record is from RefSeq and is a predicted model, not a curated record. NCBI's taxonomy places the organism in Eukaryota, Metazoa, Chordata, Mammalia, Perissodactyla, Equidae.
GAGGGCUGGGAGGGAUUCCGAGAAAAGGGGGUGCGGGGUCCGUUGGCGCUCUCAGCCCUACGUCUCCGCGAAAUAGAAGGGGGCGCGGGGCAGGUGUCCGCGGGGGUCCCGGGGCCACCUGUCUCUGGCACCCCCUUCCUCGGGCGCGCGCCCUCCGCCCGCGGAGCCGGGCCGUGGGGGCGGCCGCCCCGAGCAUGCGCACCGCCUGUGCGGCGGGCGGGCGCCGAGUCGGGGCGAGGGGACGCGGGGUGGCGCGAAGCGGGGCCCUCUGCUGCCCCGCACUCCCAUGUACGCCUUCUACUCGCUGCUCAUCUACAUCUUCUACAGCCUCUUCCGCAGGGAUGGCGGGGCCGCGGGGCCCGCCGACCCCGGGGACCCGGCGCAGAGGGCCCGCAGCAAGCCUGGGGGUCGCCGCCGCCCCGACCAGCCCACGGCAGAACUGUGGACCGAGCUGACCGGCUUGGUCGGCUGCUCUGAGUCUGAGGAUGGGCCGGUCGGGGGAGCCGAGGGCCACGCAACCGAGGUCUCCUUGGAAGAGGCUCUGGUGCGUCUUGCGGAGUUCCUCUCGGCCCAGCUGGGGGCGGAAGAGAGCUGCGGGAAUCCUCCAGACGUGACCAAGCCUGGUGAUGUUCCCCUACUGUUGACGGUGACCGGUCAGCUUUUGGCCCUCUUGGCAUGGAUUCGGAGCCCCAGGGGAAGGCAGGCCCUGCCCCAGGGGACUCAGUCAGCCUCGGGGGUGCAACCCUCAACUCCCGCUGGGCCCCCAUCCCAAGAAGAAAGCCCUUCCCUUUCACCAAGGGGUGAGACCCAGGGGCAACAGUCCCCCCAGUUGGAAGAGGACCAGAGAGCUUGGCAGCGGCUGGAACAGCUCAUCCUUGGACAGCUGGAAGAACUGAAGCAGCAGCUAGAACUGCAGGAGGAGGAGCUGGGCCGGCUGCGCCUGGGAGUGGGGGCGACAGACUCGGAGAAGAGGGUUCAGCACCUUACUCUGGAGAACGAGGCCCUGAAGCAGAGCCUGAGCCUCACUCGGGACCUCCUGCUGCACUGGGGCCCCGGCCCCUCCACCAGGGCUCCCCAGGAUGAGGCAGAGGCACUAGUGGAGCUUCAGGGCCGGCUUCAGGAGGCCCAGGACACCACAGAAGCUCUCCGAGUCCAGCUGGGGGUGCAGGAGGUGCAGCUGCAGGGCCUUCGGGGGGCCCUCCGGCAGCUCCAGCAGGAGACUGAGCAGAACUGCAGAAGGGAGCUGCAGCAGAUGCAUGGGCAGCUGGCAGGACUCCGGGCACGCAUGGCCAGCCUGCGUCAGGGCUGUGGGGACCUCCGAGGAUUGGUCAGCACCUUCACCCAGAGCUGUCAGGGUUCGUUGAGCGAGGCCCAGGGCCAGGUAUCCUGGGCCCUGGGAGCACUGUCAGCCAGAGGGGCUGGGACUCAGCUCCCUGAGGAGCAGCAGAGGACCCCAACUGGAUGCCCAGGGCGACUGCUGGAGCUCAAGGGAAAUAUCCGUGUGCUGUGUCGGCUGAGGCCAGGAACACCCUCCAGCCUGGUGUGCUCAGAGCCCGGCCCGGGUGGCAGUGUCACCACCUGUUAUCGAGGGCGCCAGCAUCGCUUCCAUCUGGACUGGGUCUUCCCUCCAGAUGCCAGCCAGGAGGAGGUCUUCAGGGAGCUGGAGCCGGCUGUGCUGUCCUGCCUUCGAGGCUACAGUGUCUGCAUUUUCACCUAUGGUCAGACAGGGACUGGGAAGACCUACAGCAUGGAGGGCCCACCCGAGGACCCUGGCAUAGCUCCUAGGGCGCUGCAGUCAUUGUUCCGGGAGAUGGGGACCGGAGGUCAGCACCGCGUGACCCUCAGCAUGGUGGAGAUCUACAACGAGGCUGUCAGGGACCUCCUAGCCCCAGGGCCUCCCGAGCGCCUGGCCGUGAGGCAGGGCCCAGCAGGCCAAGGGGGGAUCCAGGUGGCUGGCCUCACCUACUGGGACGUGCCCAACCUGGAGACGCUGCACCAGAUGCUGAGCCUGGGGAGGAGCAACCGGGCCACCGCCGCCACCGCCAUGAACCAGCACAGCUCCCGUUCGCACGCGAUGGUCACGCUGACGCUGCGCGCGGCGUUCCCACCGCGCGGUCCGGGCCCCGCAGGCACGCUGCACCUGGUGGACCUGGCGGGAUCCGAGCGUGCCUGGAAGGCGGGGGCGGCCGGCACGGCGCGGGGAGACUCGGACGGCGCCCAGCGUCUGCGGGAGGCCCGGACCAUCAACCGCUCGCUGUUGGCGCUGGGAGGCGUGAUGGCUGCGCUGCGGGCCCGCAGGCCACACGUGCCCUUCCGCGAUUCGCAGCUCACGCGCCUGCUGCAGCCGGCGCUCGGUCCCGGCGCCACUGCCGUGCUGCUGCUGCAGCCCUCCAAGCCCCGGCCCCGACAGCGGCUCCAGCUCGGCCCUCGUGCCCCCGGAGGACCUGCCCUCGUAGUCCUGCCCAGGGAGUCUAGGGUCGCACUUCUGUCGGCGGAGGCAGCGAAGUUUCUACACCCAAACAACCUUCUUGACCUUUUGGGGGCCCACUGCCCCCCAAACUCCCAGAGUUGCCCCUCCCCCCGCCCCGCGAGGAGGAGUGUUAAGCCUGGAAAAUGAUUGCUCCCCAGGCCCUCAGCUCCCUCCUUAUCACCAUUUGCUGUUAUCGCGGCACACAGCAGGGAUCCCAGAGCUGCGGGAGGGGACGCAGACCCGGGCCCAGUGUUACCCGAGUCACCAGUUACCGACCCCACCACCAAAAAUCAGACUUGCCAUUAAAAUCUGGUCUGUUCCUUUACUGUGCUCUUCCCCACUACCAUCACCAGAACUACUGUAGGGUCCUUCUUCCCGAUCCCUUUUCCCCAAAAAGGUGCUAUCUCCUUCCCAGACAGUUAAGGGGGCACAAGACUUAAGGCUGGAGCCGCUAUUAGGUUGUCCCUCCCCCAGCCUGCAGCCAGGGAGGGGAGGCGACAGAUGGUGAUGGAUGGAGGGAUGGACGGACGGACAGACGGCCAGAGAAGGUGGGACCUGGAAAGGGACAGGAAGGGCUACUCCAAGCAGAGCCCUGCUCCUUCCAGCUUUGCCUCUGGGGGUAGGAGAGGCAUGACUGACCAUCAGGGCCAGGGUGGUGCCCAGCUGGGCCACAACCCUUCGUGGGGCUGUCCAAUAAACAUUGUGGACUCAGAA